AUGCGGGGUAGUUCCAACUCCCACACUAUUCAAUUGGUGGAAGUUCCAAUACAAGGAUUGGAUGCAGCUGUAAUGAAAAAUACCAAUUACGACUUAUCAUUCAUCACGUGCUUUGGAUACAAUGCCUUGAUCGUACGUUAUGAAAGUGAGGAAGCGGCUCGAAGUGAAUCGUGUUCGGAAGAUAGACAUGGUGAAUACAUUCUGAAUGGAGGAGGAAAAUCACAUGGUGACAGCAUCACUCAGUGCUCGAAUGAACCCAACGGGCUCUCAUUUGCAUCUGCAGUUCAAAAUGCGUACGCCAGAAAACUCGAUAUCAUAAACCGAGGCUUUAGUGGCUACAACACCAACCACGCACUCGAAGUACUUCCACAAAUCUUUCCGAUACCCGAACAAGCCAAAAUUUGUUUCCUGCUUAUCUUCUUCGGCGCCAAUGAUCUCAACCGCGGACCAUCUACAAACCAACAUGUUCCUCUUCCUCAAUUUGUCGAAUAUCUCAAGAAAAUCAUAUAUCCACCGGUAGAUGAAUCGACCUGUAGAGAUACGAAUGCUGGAUGGGGUAAUUUGGAUGAACCUAGAUGGGUGAAGGACACGAGGGAGUAUAGAGAUGCGUUGAUCAAGAUAGGGGAGGAAGGGGGAUUGAGAGUGGUGGAUAUUUGGAGUGCGUUUAUGAAUGCGUGUGGAUGGAAAGAAGAUGAUGACCUCGCCUUGAUGCCGGGUCUAGAAGAAAAUGGAAAACAUGAGGAACUUAGGAAACUGUUAUAUGACGGUCUACACUUCAGCGGCGAAGGCUACAAGAUCCUCUUCGAAGCAGUAACGAAAUGUAUCGCAGAAAAGUUGCCAAGUCAUACGAGUAAACCCGAUAAUAUAGACAAUGUAGUUAAGAUGCAAUGGGAGAACUAUUUAGGAUGGUAG
This is a messenger RNA of Sclerotinia borealis F-4128, 912 nucleotides long. Lineage: Eukaryota; Fungi; Ascomycota; Leotiomycetes; Helotiales; Sclerotiniaceae. The record is from the annotation of a GenBank genome assembly.